Messenger RNA from Rubroshorea leprosula, 1624 nucleotides. The record is from the annotation of a GenBank genome assembly. Lineage: Eukaryota; Viridiplantae; Streptophyta; Magnoliopsida; Malvales; Dipterocarpaceae.
AACAAAUACGGGACCACCCUUAUUUCCCAAACUUGAACUCCCGCUCUCCCGAGUUCGUUCCGUCCUUAACUAGUCAUCACCACCGCACCCAAGUUUUAGUUGAGCUUAACUCAACAAGAACACUAAGAAAGAAGCAACGCCCCCUUAAAUAUCGCCUUCUUCCCCUCCCCAACACCUACCUUCCAUCUCCUGAAUGUCGAACAUAAUUCUUUUUGAGGAUAUCUUUGUGGUUGAUCAACUCGAUCCGAGUGUCAAAAAGUUUGAUAAAGUUACACGUAUUGAAGCACGGAGCCAGAACUGCAAAAUGUUUAUGCACCUAGAUGUGAAUGCAGAAAUAUAUCCCAUGCAUGUAGGUGAAAAUUUUCCAAUGGCAUUAGCUCACACAUUGAAUAUGGAUGGAGUGCCAGAUACUGGCUAUUACGCUCAAGUAUAUUUCUGCCUUGGUGGUAGAAAGUCUCUUGCAGACAAGUAUGAAUAUAUCAUGCAUGGGAAGCUAUACAAAAUCUCAGAGGAAAGCUCGGGAAAAUUGCUUAAAGCAUAUGUAUUUAUCUACAUAUCUAACAAUCUACUAUGCGAGGACUUCAGUUGCUUUGUAAUCUACUAUGCGAGGACUUCAGUUGCUUUGUAAUUCAGUGCUUGAUCCCUAAAUUACAUUUUUGUUUUGUUUUCUGAGAGGUUUAUGUUUCAUUUGGUGGGCUCUUAAUGCUGCUGAGGGGAGACUCUACAGCUUCGAUAGAUUUGAUUUGAAUCCCAUUUAUUUCUUUCACUGGAUGUUAAUUGGUUGCUGAAGCUGAAUUGUUUUUAUUUUUAUUUUGGGCGGUGGGUUUUAUCUUUACUUAUUGUCCAAUUGUUUAUUUUCCAGAGCAUUAUACUUUUUUUUAAAAAAAAAUGGGUGUUGAGUAUGAGCAGGUAAGUAAUUUGGCAGUGAAGUUCUUAGCUUUGUUAUUGAAAGCAUGGACUUAGGUUUGGAACCUUUUUGAUCUUUACUGGGCAAAUCAUUUGGUGAUUAUCAGAGAACACGAAGCUAACUGAACCAAGUUUCUUUGGUUGCGGCACGUGAUUUCCUUUGUUUAGAACUUAUCAAUUCUAUCCCAAUGUUCUGUAGUCUGUAUCUUUUUAAUUUCCAAGGUUCUGGGUUACCAUCCCCCCUGUACGCACUUCUCGCUUAUAGUAGAAUACACUCUUCUGGCUUGUUCAUAGUAUAGUGUUAAUGCUUCUUCUUUAAUAAUGUCUUUAUUUUCUGACCUCUCUCUGUUUACUGAAUUUUAUUUGGUUGUUCUUAUUCGAUUUAUGUUGCCUCUUUGCCACCUCUUGGUUUAGGUUUGGUUUGGAAAUGGCCAAAAUUGGCAAGUUGUAGAAGUCUAAUUCACAAUGUCUGAGGUCAAAUCCUUGUCCAUUAUCCUCUUGCAUCAAAGAAGCUGUUAAGGUCACAAGAAGGGGAAAUGCUCCAAAGCUCAGGAGAAGAAAGAUUGGAAAGAUGCAACGUGCUCUGUUUGUCUGGAGUUCCCCCAUAAUGCUGUUCUUCUCCUUUGUUCCUCUUUAUCCUGAGGGCUGCUGCCCCUAUAUGUGUGCAACUAGCAGACUGUUCUCCAAUUGUCUUGACCAAUAUAAGAAAGCUUACACA